Messenger RNA from Falco peregrinus (peregrine falcon), 11991 nucleotides. It is a transcript of the gene NEXMIF, whose product is annotated as neurite extension and migration factor. Lineage: Eukaryota; Metazoa; Chordata; Aves; Falconiformes; Falconidae. Gene Ontology annotation, cellular component: nucleus. Gene Ontology annotation, biological process: negative regulation of cell-matrix adhesion; negative regulation of cell-cell adhesion mediated by cadherin; negative regulation of neuron migration. Bases 312 to 4916 code for a protein of 1534 amino acids. The transcript is spliced from 5 exons. The record is from RefSeq and is a predicted model, not a curated record.
CGCGCGCCGGGGCCCCGGGCGCAUGGAGCAGCGCUGAGGCGCCGCAGCCGCCGACUCCGCCGGGCGGGCGGGGGGACCCGCCGGCCCCGCGCGGCCGCCUCCCUUCCCUCGCGGGCCCGGCGCUGAGUCUCCAUCGUCAUCAAAUACAACUCCUUUCAUUCUCCUCUUCCAUUCACCUACCCAAAGACCAAAUCUGGAAAUAGUAACCAAAAGAGAAGCCCACGUCAUCCACAAAGCAGGGAAAGGUUGAAAUAAUUUAAGGGUUGGCCAGAUGCAGUGGGGCAUGGAGUGAACAGAAAGAGGUUAAAUUGAUGGAUGACCAACAAGAGCAGGAUUGUGCCUCAGAAGACCAAGAAACUAUCCUGAUUAAUGGGGUGAAAGAAAAUGAAUCGCACGCCCUGGACGGCGAUGAGAGGCCUUGCACCGCCGCCGAGGCCGCGGUCACAUUCUCAGCCUUGACGUCAGCUCAGAAGGAAAACCACGCGUGCCACCGGGCGCUGCCUCCCCUGACUUCGAAGAAGCCCUGCUUGCUGAGCCCCCCGUCGCCCCUGAGGCUCACGGAUGUGCCCGAGCACGCCUCGGAUGAUUCCUCCGCCCACGCCAUCUCCCUCACGUCCUGCGUGACGAAGGGCAUGAGCUCCUGGUCACUGCCAGGCGACUGCGAGAAGGCUCCCUUCACCAUGAUGGAGCCCGGAGGCAUGUCGGCGCUGACGGGCGACUGCUUGAUGCAGCCGAGCCGGACCUGUCUGGGCUGCUUUAUUGAAUCAAAGGACGGCAUUGAUGCAGAGCCAGGAAUAAGCUUGAAAGUGGGGGAUAUAAAUAGGGAUUAUGACACCUGUUCAGUCUCUGAUAUAGGGAUUCACUGCAUGAGCACAGGAGAAACCAUGAGAUAUGGGGAUCAACUGCUUUCAGACCAGCUUUUAAGCUUCCCUAUGCAUAAAUCGAGGGCAGCGGACAAAAGAGAUGCAGAAAAAUCUGACAGUGAUUCAGAGGACCCCACUCAGAAAAAUUAUUAUGAGGGAUUACUAUUAGACAAAUGCAAUGGUGAGGAACCUUUACUAACAAAUCCCAACCAGGAAUGGGGCUAUUUUGAGUCUUUCAUUAGUGAAAGUAAAAUUGAGCUGCUUGACCUCUGCUCCAAAAAUGAGCUUUCUGUAAAUCUGUUUUCUGAGGAAGACGUCGAUAAUUACAUGUUCGAUGAUGACGAUUCCACCUUGGGAAGCGAUGUCUGCUCUCUGAAAAUUAGAUACGAAUCUUUCCAGGACAACGUGCGGGAGAAGACCACCACCCUACAAGAGGAUGCCCAGUUCAACUUCUUCCCCAGCGUGUUUGGCAACUGCACCAAAAGGGACAGCAGGAGCACCCUGAAAAGGGGGCCCGGCGGUGCCACCGACCCUUCUCAAUUCAAAUCUGAGGAAGGCAUCAUCUGGGGGGAGGAGGAGGAGGACGGCGAGGAAGAGGACGGUGAGGAGGAGGAGAAAGCUGCCUUAAAUAAAUCUUGCAACAGCACGGAGAUGGUGCAGUACGUGGGCUCCAAGAGGAGCCACUUCUUGGACUCGGUGAAUUCCACGGAGGACUCCGGGGAGUUCAGCGACGACAGCACUUGCACAGAGUCCUCCUACGACGUGCUGCGGGACAUCAAGGACUGCAGCCGGUACCUGUCCCGGGACCACUCCGGCUCCUUCAUUCAGCAGAACUACGGGUUGCGGGCGAAGAGGAAAGUGCGAUACAGCGACGACUACCUGUACGAUGUGGACUCCAUCGAGAACGAGAAGAUCCUGGACAAGAAGGAGUGGCUCCCAGACGGGCCCAAGGAGGAGGACGAUGACGAGUGGUGCCCCAAGAAGCGGCGAAAAGUCUCUCGCAAGGAGCCCCCCGUUAUCAUCAAGUACAUCAUCAUUAACAGGUUUAAAGGGGAGAAGCAUAUGCUGGUGAAGCUCAGCAAAGUGGAUGCCAGCGAGACAACUGUUACCCUAAACGAGGAGCUGCUCAGCAAAUACAAGAAGCUGGCCCCUCUGAAGGGCUUCUGGCAGGAGAGGCAGCAGAGCCGGCUGGAUUUGCUCAGAUCGUCUCUCUACCACAAGCAGAAUUUCUAUCUUAACGGCUCAGAUGCUUCAUUCCUCCCUCACCCACGGAAGCGAAAAUGCAAGCUAGCAAACAGGCACCGGAUUCAAAGAAUUAAAGCCAUCGAGCAAUCAGUGAACAAGCUGGGCUCUUGCUCCUCUGAUCACAAGCAGCCUUGCAGCAGUAAAGAGGACACGGGCCUGAAAGGGCUGCCGGCGUUAGCCAUCGCCACCCCCAGCUGUGCCAACGGAUUACACGUACAUGACAUCACGGGCAUCGCCGCUGUGAAAUGCAAAUCGCAGGAACGGGAGCACAAGGGGACGGAGAGGAAAGUGCUCCGCAGAAUCAAAUUCAAAAGUGAAGCCAGGUUGAAGUGCAAGAAGAUCAAAGCUGCUACCAGUACGGCGGAGGGCUCCCCGGUGCUGGAAAACCAGGACUCUGCGGCGCGUCUGAAGGACGAAAACGUUUCUUGUGCUUCAGACAGCUCCCAUCUCCCGGAGUGCCACGAGGAUAAGGUUGCUAAAAAUUCUCCUUUCCUACCAUCCACCUCCUCUUCAGACAAGCCUCUGCCAUCUGCUAAUAUCACCACCAAUGUACCCCUGAUCCCCGGAGGGUAUCUGCAGACGUUGUUAGAUGCUUCUGAUUUGUCGAGCAACACCGGUAUCUCAUACUUCGCCCAGCAUCCCUCCGAGCAGCAGCAGCACCCGCUCCCCAGCAUCGUCCCGGCGGAAAAGCCCUUCCCGGCCCUGCAGCCGGCGCAGAGCUGCGUGCUCUCCCCGCCCUCCGAGUCCGAGCUGCAGCAGUCGCCCGGCCACCUGGAGAUGGAGCAGAGCAGCUUCGGUAAUAUGUGGCCGGCCAGCAAGGCUGCCGGCAGCGACCGCCAGGACUUCCCCGGUGACAUGCGGGAGGCGGCCGGGCUGCCGAGCGAGUUCGGCAGCGGUGCCGCGGGUGCAGACGGCCUCCCCGCCUCUGGAUACGCUCAAGUCAAUCUGAAUAGCAGCAAAUUGCUCUACCAAAAAAAUUACAUGCCGGAUAGCCAACAAGUGCAGUCUGAUGAUUCUUAUCAGUCAUGUCAUUUUAAUAAUGGAGAGGGGCGCUUUCAUUUCCAACGAGGUACACUAAGUACAGAUGAUGGCAGGCUCAUUAGUUUUGAUUCAGUGGGUUCAUUGUCAGUUAGUUCUAGCAAUUACAGUUCUUUAAGUUUAAAGUCUUGUGAAAAGGACGGCGAGGAUGAUAUUAAUGAUGAUUUCUUGGCCCACUGCAGUCCCAAGCUAGUGAUCCAGCAGAGCAUAGAUGAAAUCACCCCUUUGAAGGAGUCCACGGACCUUUUAGACAUUUCCAACUUCACACCUGAUAGGUUCCGCCAGUCGUCGCUUUCAGAGAUGUCCCCUCCGGACACUCCCAACCUGUCCCCACAGAUAGCUGGCUCUGAUGCCAAGCCUCUGGGCACCCUAAAGGGCUUUCAGGAGAGCCCCCAGGCCACCCUCAACAGCUCUGAGAAGGUCAAGUGGAACUGUGGGGUCCUGCAGACUGAGGAUCAGGCAGAUAAUGGGUUUGCUUUAAAUAAUCACCAGUUCCAGUUCCAUAUGUUCAACGAUGAAGAUUCUGUCAGCCUUCUCGAAAAGAGUCCAUGCUUGUCAACAUUUAAUGAGCCAUCUGGUCAAAUUAGCACCAAUAGCAAAGUGUCAAAAUCGAAGAGGAAAAGUUCAUCCAGCAAGAAUGUGGUUACAAACCAAAGCUCUUCCCAGAAAGCCACCCGGAAAAAAUCACCCAAAACCAACAAAGGAACCGAAAAACCACCAGGGAAAAACUCCAGGCAGGCACCCAAAUCUGCCAGGAAAGGGAAAAACACGGCAGGAGUCAACGGCGAGAAGGCUCUGGCCGUUGGCAGCAGGGCGGUCAGCCAGCUGAGCAACACGGCCACGGCCACCAAGGGCCUCCCUGAGGGCGCCCAGCAUUGCAGCCCGGCUGGGGUGAAGCUGGGCAAGCACAAUGGGCUCUCCGGCGAGUGGGCGCUGGGGAAAGAGGGGGGCGCGGGCUGGUCAGAAGCCAGCCUGGGCAAUGCCACCAGCCUCCUGGAUGACGACCAGAGGGAAUUUGAGGAACCUUCCAACAUCCUGUCCAACAUUGCGUCGGGAAUGGCGGAUGUCCAGAGGUUUAUGAUGGCCUCCAUCGAGCCCUUGUGGGGGCCUGUUGGCCACAACAGCGUUCCAGACAUAUUCCGGUCCCCGGAGUCCAACAGCCUGAAACUGAAAACUCUUAAAAUUUUGGCAGGGACAUCCCAAGAGUCGAAGAAGAAGGCGAACGGCGGGUCGCCGGCGGCGGCGAAGAACCACAAGUCAAACAACAAGGGCUCAAGCAAAAACAGCAAAGCCGCAACCUGCGACCCUGGUCGCCCCAACUGCUCAACUGGGUACACCACGGACAUUCACGCUCCCUUUUUUGAUAAAAACUAUAGUAACCUGAGCACUUUAGGCAAUAACGGACCUACCCAUAAAAAACUCUACCGUCAUAAAUCCAGUUCGAAAUCGCUGAGGGAUGAGAACUGUAAAAUAAAGCGAACGGACCGCGAACAGCCCCACAAGGACCCACCCGUGACAGCUGCUUUUGAGAAACUGAGGGAAUCAGACUCCAUUCUUCUUAAAGCAGAAACAACAUUUUUGGGUUUUCCUGUAUUUGAAGAAGAGACUCCCUUUUCUAGAAAGACGGUUGAUGUUUGUUUCUUUUUCUUUUUUUUUCUUUUUUUCUUCUUCUUCUUUUUUUUUUUUUUUUUUUUUAUUGGUUGGGGUUUUUUUUUCCCGUCGGUUCCUUUUCGAAAUCUGCCUUGUGGUAUGUUGAAAUGUAAGUGCUGAAAUGAAGAGUUUGAAAUUGUGGGAAUUUUAUUAUUUGAAAGCAAACCUAAUCUGGUAUUCUCUGUGAAAGACUGUUUUAAAAGUCAUACUGUUGUACAGUAGUUUAUGCACUAUUACCCACAACAACAAAAAAAUUGUGCCAAACUAUGAACAAGUGACUGUAUUGUAUAUAUUUUUACUUCUCUAUCAACAUUGGGUUGUGAGUGUUUUUGCAGCUAUGCCUUUUGGUUUUACUAGAAACAUUCCAGUUGUUAAGUACUAACCACCCCCCUUUGAAAGCACCUGUAACUCACGAUGAAAAUGAUAUUGUUCACUUAUACAACUUACCAAAAGUUUUAUGGACAUGACUAAAAGUGUGCCAAAUUUACUUACCUCAUUUCAUGGAUUCACCCUGUGGUUUAAAGCUCAUAAAGGGAAAAAGAAAAAAGAAAAAAAAAAAGAGGAAAAAAAAAAGGAAAAAAAAGGGGGGAAAAAAAAAGAAAAAAGGAACUUUGAAACCGAUGCUGGGAAAUGGUAAUGUCCUCUCUUUGAAACCAUGAGCAGAAAAACUUAAUGGUGAAAUGUUGAGUUUCAUUAUAGGAGAGAGUUGAAAUGGUGGAGGAGUUCAGAAAACCACUGAUGGUAAGUUUGCCAGGAACUCAAGUGUCUGCAUCUAGAGACUACAGAACAGCUGCUUUUCAAGUGUCUGUUUUCUUAAAGCAAAACCUGUAGCUGAAGAUCAUUUGAAAUGCAAAGUUACAUUGCUAAUUCUUUGUAUCUCAGUUUUAUAUAUUUUAUAAGAACCUGGGAUAAAUUCUAAAAUAGUUAUAAAAACAGAACUAAUAAGUUUCAUACAUUUAUUGCUAUUUACUUUUUCUUUGAGUAGUUUCUUAAACAUUUUCGAUGCAGAGCCUGUCAAAAGCGCUCUCCUAUCAUAGCUUUGGUGUUUCCUAAAUGUCUAACCUUGCAAUGCCAAUAUAGUUUGAACUUUCAAAAGCAAAGUCAUUAGUUUUAAAUACAAGUCUGAACCUUUUCUUUCAUUCAAUUCAUAAGAUAAGUAAAAAAAAAAAAAAAAAGCGGAGCUAUUUGUGAUCUCACCAAUCAGGGCCAGAUCAUACAUGACUGGACUUUAUUAAGACAGCAUUAAGUAUUACAUGCUAAAUGUAUUCUCAAAAGGCCUUAUUUGUAACCCUACUCACCACACCCUCGCCCUCCACGAGAAUAACAAACCCAAGAAAUAUCUAUUUUCCUUGUGCAACUGAGAGCCUGUGCAUUGCAUUUUGCUGCUGAUUUCUCAUGAAACCUUGAUAUGCAAGAGCCCUGCUAACUGGGAGCUGUUGGGAGCAGAAGGAUGCGAGGCUUGGACAUGUUUAUGCAAUAGAAAAUUGUGAGGAAGAGGAGCCUUAAUAGCAGUUGGACAGAUCACGUUCUCGACAUGGUUGUGAGCAUAGAGGUGGUGUUUCGCAGAGGGCAGGACUAGACUCGGGUUUCUGUGCAAGCAGGUUUGUUUUUUUUCAGCCCAUGCGCAAGGCAAAACAGCAGAAUUGUUUUCAGUUAAUUUAGCAAAAAAGCAGACUGAACACUUAAAUGAAGUGGAGUUGCAGAGUGUCGAUUUAGAAUCAAAAUGUUUUUGGCAUUUGCAGAGCUUGAGGUAUAGCUUAGGCUCGGCUCUGCAAUCCCGGAGAGAACGGCAUGGUGAUUGCAUUGCAUUUUAUUUAACAGAUGAAAGAAGCAACUCUGAAAAAAUAGUAAGUCUGAAAACAAUCCCGUAAGUUCAUUUAUUCCAUGAAAAAAUGAAAUGCUGGCAUUGCCCAGAGUGAGUUGCUCUGGCUGGGAGCAGACUCUGGGUACCCUGCAGGUUGCUGCAGGUGGGAGCAGGGUGCAGCAUCCCACCCUGGCUCUGGCUCCAGGAGGGAGAUCCAGAAGCUGCUCAGGGUUUAUUUUGGAGAGGAGAGCUGUGCUAGGGCUCCAUCCCUGGGUGCCUGGCUUGCUUGCAGCCUCCAUGCUCUCCCCUGCUUCCCCAACAGCUGUCUUUUCUGUUCGUAGGGUCAUCAGAUACUGCAAGCUCCAGUCACCGCCAUGGUGUUGGUGUAUCCCAUUUUUUCUGCAUCCCUCCCACAUGCUGCAGGAUGAGGGGCUGCCAGCUCCCUUCUUUCGGAUGUUCAGGCUGCUGCUUCUACAGAGACAGGUCAGGCCCAGGGCUGGUAUGCAGCACUGCCCUUCUUUUUGGCCCAGAACCAUCGUUUAAAAGCACAUUUCAACUGGCCUGCACUGUGCUCAUUAUGCUUGUUAUGAAUAUGGGACUCGUAUAAAAUACCUUGUACUGAACCAGAUAGCAAUAUCUAUUGCAUUCAAGAAGUGUGCAAUAGGGCAUGAAGAUAAGGCAUAAAAUGUAUUGACUAUUUUAUGUUGGAAAUCCAUGAAUACCCAGCUAGGUGUUUCAGGACAGUAUUAAUCACAAAUACCAGCUGCCUUGUUGCUCUCCCAUUCUGUCCUGUUGCUCCGAUUUUGCUGCCACCCUCAGUGGUCAUCCCAUGUUCUCCCCAGAAAUCUCUGACUGGGGAGAUCUUAAGAGCCCAGAUCCCUCACGGUGUGGCACUGGCCCUUGUCUGUGUCUGAAAAAGCAAUCUUUCUGCUGAUAGACCCCAGAAUUUGGAAAUUGCCUUGAGCCAGCCAUGUCCCUCCUCCCUUUUGAUCUUCAUAGAGUCAUAGAACUGUUUGGGUGGGAAGGGACCUUGAAACGUCAUUUAGUCCAAACCCCCUGCAAUGAGCAGGGACAUCUUCAACUAGUUCAGGUUGCUCAGAGCCCUGCUCAACCUGCCCUUGAACGUUCUCGGGGAUGGGGCAUCUACCCCCUCUCUGGGCAACCUGCUCCAGUGUUUCACCUCCCUCAGCAUAAAAAAAUUCUUCCUUAAGUCCUUCUCCACAGGGCUUCUCUCAAUCCCUUCAUCCCCCAGCCUGGAUUGAUAACCAGGGGUUCCCUUGACCCAGGUGCAGGACCUUGCACUUGGCCUUGUUGAGCCUCAUGAGAUUCACAUGGGCCCACUUCUCAGGCUUGUCCAGAUCCCUCUGGAUGGCAUCCCAUCCCUCAGACGUGUCAACCGCACCGCUCAGCUUGGUGAUGUCUGCAAACUUGCCGAGGGUGCUCUUGGUCCCACUGUCUGUGUCAUUGAUGAAGCUAUUAGUGCUGGUCCCACUACGGACCCCUGAGGGACACCACUCAUCACUGAUCUCCAUCUGAACAUUGAGCCAUUGACCACUACCCUCAGGACAUGACCAUCUAGCCAAUUCCUCAUCCACUGAACAGCACAUCCAUCAAAUCCUUAUCUUGUCAAUUCAGAGAGAAGGAUGUUGUGGGAGACCGUGUCAAAGGCCUUACAGAAAUCCAGACAGACGACAGCUGUAGCUCUUCUGUUCUCCACUGAUGUAGUCACGCCAUCAUAGAAGGCCCCUGGGUCGGUCAGGCAGACGUGCCCUCGGUGAAGCCGUGCUGGCUGUGGGGAAUCACCUCCCUGCCCUCCACGUGCCUUGGCACAGCUUCUAGGAGGAUCUGUUCCAUGACCUUCCCAGGCACAGCAGUGGCCUGGCGGGUGGGUGGGUCCAGGGGCCUCCUUUCCACCCGCUCUAAAAAUGGGUGCAGCGUUUCCCUCCUGCCAGCCACCGGGGACUUCACCUGACUGCCACAACUCUUCAGGUGUCACGGAGAGCGGCUUGGCAGGUACAUCAGCCAGUUCCCUCAGGACUCUGGGAUGCUUCUUGUCAGGUCCCAUAGGCUUAUGUAUGUUCAGAUUCCUCAGGUGGUCACAAAUCUGAUCUUCUCUUAGCGUGCGAGGGACUCUGCCCCCCCAGUCCCUGUCUUGUGGUCCAUCUGCUCCAGAGGUGUGGGAAGAGAGGCUGCCAGUGAAGACAGAGGCAAAAAGGUAGUUGAGUACCUCAGCAUUCUCCUCAUCCGCUGUUACCAGUUUGCCAGUCGUGUUCAUUGUGGGGGUGUGAUUUCUUUGACCUUCCUCUUCUGGCUGACAUACCUGCAGAAGCCCUUCUUCUUUGUGCCCUUGCCAAGUUCAGCUCCAGCCGCGCCUUGUUGUUCCUGGCACCAUCCCUGCACAACCAGGCGAUGACCCUGUGCUCUUCCCAGGAUACCUGCCCCUGCUUCCACUGCCUCUGCAUUUCCUUCCUGCCCUUCAGUUUGACCAGCAGGUCUCAAUUCAGCCAUGCCAGCCUCUCGCCUUCCUUUCCUGAUUUACACCUGGGGACCAAGAGCUCUUGCACUCUAUGGAAAGCAUCCUUAAAGAUCUGCCAGCUCUGAUCUGCUCCCUUGUCCCCAAGGGCGGUUUCCCAGGGGGUCCUGUUGACCAACUCCUUGAACAGCUGGAAGUUUACUUCCCUAAAAUUCAUCUCCCCCUGCCUAUCACUACCUCAAGGUUUUCACCCCCUCCCACCUUUGCCUCAUUCCUUGCCAUGCGAGCUCCCCUUUUCCACUUGCCCUUCUUGUCAGUACCGGUGAAUUUCUGUUUUUCACAGCGCUGCUCCCAGCUGUGGGAGCACUGGGACGUCAGUCCCAUCCAUCCCUGCCCACCAUCCGUGCACGCCCGGGGCUCCCCGCAUCUCCCUGCCUUGGCUCCCAUCUCGGCUCAUCCUCUUGCCCAGUCCCACUGCACUUCCAGCCCCUUCUCACAUCUUCUGGUUGGGCUCCUGGCUGUUCAGGGCGGCUAAUCCAAGCCCCGCAAAAGACUUUUCUUCUGCAGCAUCCCUAAAAAUGUCUUUUCUACUUUAUCUCAUUUCACUCCUGCUCUGGUGGUGCUGGUGUCCCACUGGCCACCAUAUGAGAGGACCCGGUGGCAGCGAUGCUGCUCUCCUAAGCCGCGCUGUGCUGGCACACUGUGGUUUGGGCGACUUAUAGUUGGUAGUGAAAUUAAAAAGCAGAAACCGGCUGCUUGUAAAGAAAGGUCACAAAGUCCAUCCGAGAGGACACCACGCAGGGUAGUUCAGCCUGAGCCCCUGGCUCUCCACCCCCAAGCUGGGCACCCAUGCCGUCCUGCAGAAGGGCAGGUCUGCCACGGCACGGGGAAGGCACCCAUCGCCCUGUGGUGGCUGUGCUGUGCGGAGGGUGUUCUGCAGAAGGAAACCCUACAGUAGCCCACCCCUGGCGGCUGUGGGGUUUCCCGGAGGUACUUGCGUGUAGAGGUUUUGUAAUUAGGGAAAUAUCAGUGAUGGGGAUUCAAGUAAUAGGGUUUUUUUUAAAAAAAAAAAAAAAACUUACCAGGUUUACAUCUUGCUUUUCUUUUUUAAGCAUAAAAGAGGGGAGGGGGUUGAAAAAUGGCUUGAGCGUAAUGACUGCUGGACCAGGUUCAGCCAGGUUUCAGGGGGAGGAGGCCAGCAGCAGGCAGGGCUGGCUGCAGCCCGGCGGCCGCUGCUUGGUGAAACCAUUACCGCGCAGCUUGCUUUUGUCAACAGUCAGGAUUGCUGGGUGGUUUUUUGGUAUUAUGUGGCUCAAAUGAGCCACAAACCAAAAUAAAAAUGUUUUGAGCAUUUUCAUCCUUUACCUGCUGGACCAUAUUCCUCUUUCCUUAAGGUCCCUGUCUAGCAAAGCACCUGGGUGGGAGCUUGCUCCCAGGGGCUCCUGCUCCGCCGGUGCUUUCCUGGAUGGCAGCCACCCCUGGCUGUUAAGUCACGAGAAAAACUCCCUUGGUCAGUGUAAGCGAGAAGGAUCAGGUGCGUGGACUUCAGCUGGUGCAAGGUCAGGCCCUCGGUCUUACUUUCUCAACUCGGUGUGUUGGACUUUGCCUAUGCAGCUCCCAGGGGGUCCAGUGGAAGUUGCAUGGUUCAAGCCGCUGACAUCUAUUUGAGAAUGUGCCUCUUUAUCUCUUCAGCGCAUGAAAUAAUGCAAAAAAAGAAAAAAAAAAGAAAAAAAAAGAAAAGAAAUGAAGUACAAUGUCUGUGGUAGAAGCAAGGCUUUUCAAAUCUGUUUCUCAGGUAAACAAUUGACACUAAUGACAGUGGAGUAACAGCCAUCUAAGGGAAUUGGGAUCUAAAGCAGGAGGAUGCCCUCCAUCGCGCAGGAUGCUUGGGUUGCCAGACACGUUUACUGAGCCUUUGAACACUUGGUGCAAAAGGAAACAAGAAAUCAGAUUGGUAUUCACCACUACCCUUCGCUAGAUAGACAAACGUCCAUUUCAAAAGCACAAAGGGAAGACUUAAAUACACAGACUAAACCACACUCACCUACACAAAAGAAAGGUACCAGUUAAACUCCUUUUGUCUCUUACUCCCAGUGGGAAGCAGGGUAGAAAUCCAAGGAGCUGCUCUGUUCCGCUGCCCGCGGCGCCGGCCGGGGCGUUUCGACUGCUGCCUCCAGAGAUGUGAAUGUACUGCUCCUUGAGUUCCCUUCCAUAGAACUAGAGGCACCUCGUUAGGAAGUUGCUCCUGUUUUAUGGUGCUAAAGAAAACUUUUAUCCCCCCCUUGAGCAUUUAAGAACUAUGAAAUGGCCCUUUUUAUGAAUGUAACAUAUCCAUUUCUGUUCCACAUUUUACACUGCAAUUUUAACAUGUUUGGAAAUUAUUUGCCUUUUUUCUUUUAGAAUAAGCUUUAUAAAUAUUCUGUAGAGUCAAUUGAAGUAUAAUUCUUAAGGAUCACUCUAAGACGCCUACAAAAUCUUGUAUAUUUUUAAGUGUGCCAAUUUGUAAAAUAUUUUGUAAGUGUAUAUUUUUCUUAGAAAAGUGCUGUGAAGUGUUUGUAUGUGUGAGGUUUCCCUUUUUUUGCACCUUCGGGUGUUAAUAAAAGGAUGUAUACUUAAAAGUUUCUGGUUUUAAAAACCAAAAUACAAAGAAAAAAAUUAAACUUUUGUUGGGAAUUUUGUAAUAAAAAGAAAUGUUGUGAAAGAGUGUAGUGAUAUUGUGUAAAGGAAACUGGAAAAUUUGUGAGCGCUUUGCUGUUUUAUAGAUCCUCUUGUAAAUUAUUCUUGUAAUAUUUUGGGUUUUGUUGUUCUUGUUGCAAAGGUUUUAAAUAUUUGUGACUGACUCUGUAUGGUGAAAACGUCAUAUUGUUAACUUGCUGAGUUUUGUUAUAUUGUUUAUGGAAUAAAUAAAAAAAUUUAAA